Molecule: messenger RNA, 4271 nt
Organism: Planococcus citri (citrus mealybug)
Lineage: Eukaryota; Metazoa; Arthropoda; Insecta; Hemiptera; Pseudococcidae
Product: E3 ubiquitin-protein ligase MARCHF6
Exons: 7
Coding region: 247-2910 (887 amino acids)
Cellular component (GO): endoplasmic reticulum membrane
Molecular function (GO): zinc ion binding
Source: RefSeq, a predicted model, not a curated record
UAUCUCUCCUAGAAAAAACUUUCUUCGCGAAGUGAAAUUAUUUUUCGAAUUCGUACAUCUUUUUGUGUAAUUAUUAAUUAGUAUACGUUCGAAUAUUAAUAUUUAAUUCCCAAUCGAAGGUGACUGUAACCGAUGAAGUCCCAGUAAUAAGUUUUUCGCGUAGUGUAGUUGUUUAGCUUGAAAAUUACACUAAUGUUUAGACUAUCCCAAGUGAUUUCUGUCAAGUGUAGAUAACCUAUCUGGAUAAUGGACGAGCCACAGCCAUCGGAUAUUUGUCGAGUAUGCCGCUGCGAGGCUACUCCCGAUAAACCAUUAUUUCAUCCGUGUAUUUGUACUGGAAGUAUAAAAUGGAUUCAUCAAGAGUGUCUAACGCAAUGGAUGCGAUACAGUCGAAAAGAGUACUGCGAAUUAUGCCGAUACAGAUUUACAUUCAUGCCGAUAUACGACGAGAAUAUGCCCAGGCAUCUACCACUGAAAGAUAUCAUCACCGGAUUACUUAACACUGUUAUAACCGCUCUAAAAUAUUGGCUACAUUACACCAUCGUAGCUGGAGCAUGGCUCGGUGUAGUGCCUAUUGUAGCGUGCCGAAUUUUCAGCUGUUUAUUUUCGUUAUCUGUUGAUUCGAUUUUGACCUUACCGUUUGAUUUGUUUUCGAUGAAAAAUCUCGCCGCCGAUAUGUUUCAAGGAAGCUUCAUCGUUACCUGUACGUUAUUCGCGUUUAUUGGAUUAGUAUGGUUAAGAGAGCAAAUUCUACAUGGUGGAGGGCCGGAAUGGUUAGAUCAAGAAGAAAUAGAUCAUAAUCAUGGAAUUAAUAGACCAGCCGAUCAACCACUUGCUGAAAGGCUUGACGAGGCGGAUAAUAAUAACGCCCCUCUUCAGGUUGAUGAUCACAGGCAAGAACAGCCGAUUGUGGAUGAUCACAAUAAUUGGAAUCCCGUCGAAUGGGACCGAGCUGCCGAAGAAUUGACUUGGGAACGGUUACUCGGAUUAGAUGGAUCGUUGAUAUUUCUCGAACACGUCUUUUGGGUGGUCUCCUUGAAUACGUUGUUCAUAUUGUUGUUCGCUUUCUUACCCUAUAAUGUGGGAUCGUUGUUUUUGAUGAUAACCGAUUUGAAAGAAUAUGCUAAGGCGUCUCGAUUUGAAGGAUUAGUGACUACUCUUUGCGGGUAUAUUGUGUCGAGUUGCUUCUUGGUUCUCUUACAUACGAUUAUAUCGGUGGCCAAACUAACGAAAAUAUCACGUUUACUAGGAUUAUGUUACAUCGUUGUGAAGGUUUCUCUCUUGCUGGUCAUUGAAAUCGGAGCUUUACCUUUGAUAUGCGGUUGGUGGCUGGAUAUUUGUUCCUUGCCCGUUUUCAAUGCGACAUUGAAAGAUCGAGAAGCGAGCUUCACCGUUGCUCCGGGCACAUCGAUGUUUAUACAUUGGCUUAUCGGAAUGGUUUUCGUUUAUUAUUUCGCCUCAUUCGUGCUUGUUCUGAGAGAAGUUCUGAGACCAGGAGUUUUAUGGUUCUUGAGAAACCUGAAUGAUCCGGAUUUCAGUCCCAUUCAAGAAAUGAUUCAUCUAUCGAUGUACAAACACAUUCGUCGUCUUAUGGCAUCGUGCGUCAUCUUCGGUAUGGUAGUUAUGCUGAUCCUGUACGUACCUUCGCGAAUCCUGAAAGCGAUCUGGCCAUCGUUUCUACCCUACGUCAUAACCUCGCAUUCGGAAUCAGUGAACGAGUUAUCCCUCGAAUUGCUACUACUACAAGUGAUAAUGCCAGCCUUACUCGAGCAACAUUAUAUCAGACAGUGGCUACGAGCCACCAUUCGCAUAUGGUGUCUGACCGUAGCCUGGUGCUUAGGCCUCAAGUCAUACCUGCUCGGCGACGGAGUACAAAACAACGACGACGCCGGCGCUCCGGCAGCCGCUAAUGCUGCAGCUGCUGCGGCGGCUGCUGACAACGCGGCAUUAGCUGGCGGCGGAUUGGGAGCUGCUCAUCAGGCUUUACUCCAACGCGGCGGUCCAACUGGCUUCCAACCGUACGAGAAACCGAAAUGGUUCCCGUUACGAAUCAUCGCCUUGCUGAUACUGAUCUGCAUGACGACCGUUGUCGCCAGCUUGAUCGUGCUUACCGUUCCUGUGUACGUUGGUCGUAAAGUGAUGGCUGUGUGGCCGUCAUUGGUGCUCACGAAACCGGUACCCAAGGUGCACGAAUUGUACACCGCCUCGGCCGGAAUGUAUAUGCUUUGGUUAAUGGCUCGUAUCAUCGCCACCAUGAUCAGCUGGCUUCCAAAAGGCAAAAUGGUCGUGAUACGUAGAAUCACCAAAAUGAGCCUUUCUACGAUGAAAGCGAUGUUCGCGGUUAUUUGGCUAGUCGGCGUGAUACCGUUUCUGUUCGGGUUGCUCGUCGAGCUUGUGAUCGUCGUACCGAUGCGAGUACCGCUGGAUCAAACACCGGUCAUAUGGACGUGGCUGGACUGGGGUCUCGGUUUAUUAUACAUGAAGAUUAGCUGCGCUUUGCUAAUGAUGGGACCCGACUGGAGGAUCAAACGAGCCGUCGAACGAACCUUCCGCAACGGUUUUCAAAGAAUGAAUUUAAAGUUUACCAUGAAAGAAGUCAUAAUGCCGGUAGUCGGUACGCUAGCUUUACUCUUAGCUUUGCCUUACGCCAUAGCUCACGGCAUCGUACCGAUUUUCGUCAAAAGUUUCCAUCUGCGUAAUGUGAUCGCUCGCCGAAUCUACCCAUUCUUGUUGAUCUUGGCGCUGGUCUACAGCGGAGCCUCGUUCGGCGGCAGGCAAUCGGUCAAAUGGUACGAGCAUAUUAGAAACGAACGUUAUCUGGUAGGAAGAAAACUGAUCAAUUAUAAUCAUCGACGUCAGCCAGCCGAAAUAUCGCCUCCAGCCGCCGCCGCCGCCGAAAACGAAUCGUAGUAGAGCACAAAAUGAGAAUAUUAACCGCAGGAUUUGACUGAUUGUUUAUUCUUUGUUCGUUUGUUUCUCUGUAUACCCCCCUCCUCCCAUUUUUGGGCAUCAUUUUAGCCCACUGCAGCACAUUGUUCCACUUCACGUGUAACCUAAUCUUCUCCUCGGCCCUGUGGUUUUUUUUGGUUGUACGUUUAUUACCUUUUUUUUUCGUCUCUCUUUUGAGUAGAUGUAGCAUUAAAACAACUCUUCUCCCCUUCCUCAUCCGCGCUAACCUUUUUCCAUUCGUUUUCCUUUUUUAAUACGAUGUGUAAAUUUGUCGACGUUCACGAAACGAAUUUUGAAAGAAGUUGAAACGGUGCAUCCGCCCGAGUGGAUUGGUUUUUUUUAACUCGAGCGUGGAUUCGUGAGUCGCAGAAACGAGUACACUCGCAUUCACUUUGUCAACGAUGAUUGCGUUUCGUUUUGAAACUUGAAAGUACUCGUACUAUGAGUUCUGUUUCAUCGUUUUUUUUCUCUGUAUGUCUGUGUAAUGUUUUAUAAUAUUAUUAGUUUAGCUUGAAAGAGAAGAUUUUAUUUUGCUGUGAUUAUUAUAAGUUAAUUUUAGUUUUCGUUCUCGUUCUCGUUUACUUGUUGUUUUUGGAUAUGAUAACUAUACGAUGAGCAUUUUAUAAAACGAUCGUUUUUUUAAAAAAAAAUCGCGUAUACACGUAUACGCGAAUGUGUGUGAGUGGAUCCUGGAUGCGUAUGUGAAAUGGAUAAAUUUAAGUAUAUACCGAAGUGUAAUUAACUAAUUACUUAAUAUAAACAUUUUUUUUUUUUGGAAAUCUAUUACAUUGUAAUCGUUGUACACAAUCAAAACUACCUAUCUACCCAAUUUAUCAUCUCUUAUAUAUGAGCACGAUUUUGCAUUUUGUUUUUCGAUAACCGAAUAAUAUUAGAUAUAUAUUCAACCGUUUGCGUCGAAAAUUUAACUCUUUUGUUUCUGAAUUUUUUUUAAAAAAAUUGUACGUAUUUCUAUUAUUGUUUUGUCUUCGUUACGAUGAUGGAAUUGUCGAGUAUGUAGUUGUGUAAUGUGUAUGCAGCUACACGAAUACCUUCGAAUAAUUUUCAACGCAAUUUAUGGAAGCUCGAAAAUUCAAAGCUUUGGAUGAAUUUUCUGUAUGGAUGAAAUUUUAAAAAAAUAUCUAUUUACUUACCUACGUGCGCUUUUUUUUACGCUUCUCUGUUUUGUCUGCGGAAUUUAGCGCGACGUUAUCGAGAAUGGAAUUUAUUUUAAUUUUUACGAUUGUUUAAAACAAUGUCGAUUUUGGUAUUUUCGGUAUAGUCAUUGUGAGGUUACUUUUAAUAAAGUCGUUUUGUAAUGCAGA